AUGCAAAGUGGAAGGAGCUUCGUGAAGAGCAACUCCACACUGGACCUGAUGAGCAACGCAGACACACCUGUGCUGGAAUCCAGUGAAAAGACUGAUCUUAGCCAGAGACGCUUUCGGGGCCCCGCCGGGGUCCGGGAGCGACCCGCGGGCCCCUCCCGGAGCCGGGAAGUCGGGGAGCACGGGGACCCGCACCCUCUGGCCGGCCGCAAGUGCCGGGGAGUUCCCGAGCCUCCAGGUGGCACGGCGGUGCUGGUGGAGCUGAGCGCGGACAUCCACAUCUGCGGGGUGUGCCGGCAGCAGUUCAACAACCUAGAUGCCUUCGUCACCCACAAGCAGACCGGCUGCCAGCUGAGCAGCGCCGCGGCCGCGCCAGGCACCGUGCAGUUCGUGGCAGAGGAGACAGUGCCCAUCACCCAGGCUCAGACCACCACCACAACCAUCACCUCCGAGACGCAGACAAUCACAGUUUCAGCUCCAGAGUUUGUGUUUGAACAUGGCUAUCAAACAUACCUGCCGACGGAAAGCAGCGAGAACCAGACCACCACCGUCAUCUCUCUCCCUGCCAAGUCACGCACCAAAAAGCCGGCGGCCGCCCCUGCCCAGAAGAGGCUGAACUGCUGCUACCCAGGUUGCCAAUUUAAGACGGCCUAUGGCAUGAAGGACAUGGAGCGGCACUUGAAGAUUCACACCGGAGACAAGCCGCACAAGUGUGACACGUGUGGCAAGUGCUUCAGCCGGAAGGACAAGCUGAAGACGCACACGCGCUGCCACACCGGCCAGAAGCCCUACAAGUGCAAGACCUGCGACUAUGCGGCCGCCGACAGCAGCAGCCUCAACAAGCACCUGCGCAUCCACUCGGACGAGCGGCCCUUCAAGUGCCAGCUGUGCCCCUACGCCAGCCGCAACUCCAGCCAGCUCACCGUGCACCUGCGCUCGCACACCGGGGACGCCCCCUUCCAGUGCUGGCUGUGUAGCGCCAAGUUCAAAAUCAGCUCGGACUUGAAGCGGCACAUGCGCGUGCACUCGGGGGAGAAGCCCUUCAAGUGCGAGUUCUGCCACGUGCGCUGCACCAUGAAGGGGAACCUCAAGUCGCACAUCCGCAUCAAGCACAGCGGGGACCGCUUCCAGUGCCCGCACUGCGCCUUCGUGGGGGACAGCAAGGCGGCGCUGCGCAAGCACAGCCGCGCGCACCAGGCCGAGCACCCCGAGAAGUGCUCGCAGUGCAGCUACUCGAGCGCCAGCAAGGCGGCGCUGCGCGUGCACGAGCGCGUGCACUGCGCCGAGCGCCCCUUCAAGUGCAGCUUCUGCAGCUUCGACACCAAGCAGCCCAGCAACCUGAGCAAGCACCUGAAGAAGACGCAUGGCCACCUGGCGCCGCCCGCGCCGAGCCGAGUUGGUCUGUGGUUUGGCGUGUGCUGCCUCUGCCUGGUUGUUGCUGGUUGUUCCAAGCUGGGCUACGUGGGGAACCAGCUGAGCUCUUCCCUAGGCUCUCAGUGA
Messenger RNA from Dipodomys ordii (Ord's kangaroo rat), 1497 nucleotides. Its product is annotated as zinc finger protein 64 homolog, isoforms 1 and 2-like. Gene Ontology annotation, cellular component: nucleus. Gene Ontology annotation, biological process: regulation of gene expression. The record is from RefSeq and is a predicted model, not a curated record. Bases 1 to 1497 code for a protein of 498 amino acids. NCBI's taxonomy places the organism in Eukaryota, Metazoa, Chordata, Mammalia, Rodentia, Heteromyidae. The transcript is spliced from 8 exons.